GGCUGAGGCUCACACACAGAGAAAAUUUCACCGCAAGCAGAGCACCUUCUAGAUUGCUCCUGGGGCGUGGAGACAGAAGUCUCUGCUAUCCGAAUUAGUGGGAUCCAGAGAAGGAAAUCAUGGUUAUAUAAACAUGGGAAAAGAAGCCCAGCUAAGGCCCAAGGUGAAUGUCUCUUCUUACAUCCACUUUAUGCUGAAUUACAGGAACAAAUUCAAGGAGCAACAGCCAAACACCUACCUCGGCUUUAAAGAGUUUUCUAGAAAGUGUUCAGAAAAAUGGAGAUCCAUCCCAAAGCACGAAAAGGCGAAGUAUGAAGCCCUGGCCAAGCUUGACAAAGCCCGAUACCAGGAAGAAAUGAUGAAUUACAUGGGCAAGAGAAGGAAGAGGAGAAAGCGGGACCCACAGGCGCCUCGGCAGCCCCCAUCAUCCUUCCUGCUCUUCUCUCUGGAUCACUAUGCCCAACUGAAGCAAGACAACCCCGACUGGUCAGUAGUGCAGGUGGCCAAGGCCACAGGGAAGAUGUGGUCCACAACAUCAAAUGUGGACAAGCAGCCGUACGAACAGAAGGCUGCGCUUCUGCGAGCCAAGUACUUCGAGGAGAUGGAGGCCUACCGCAAUCAACUCCAGGGCCGGAAGAGGAACUUCCAGUUGAAAAAAUAAAAUGUUGAACUGCC
This is a messenger RNA of Mesocricetus auratus (golden hamster), 675 nucleotides long. It is a transcript of the gene Hmgb4, whose product is annotated as high mobility group box 4. NCBI's taxonomy places the organism in Eukaryota, Metazoa, Chordata, Mammalia, Rodentia, Cricetidae. The transcript has a single exon. The record is from RefSeq and is a predicted model, not a curated record. Bases 134 to 661 code for a protein of 175 amino acids. Gene Ontology annotation, molecular function: DNA binding, bending. Gene Ontology annotation, biological process: regulation of transcription by RNA polymerase II.